ACUGCAACGGCCACGACUAAUUCUGUGGCAGCACAGCAGCAACAGCAAAUAACAGCGCCAUCACCACCAGCCACCACAGCACCUCCAUCUCAAGCCCCAACUGCGAAUACAUCAACGACAGCGGCGGUUGCGUAGUAUACAAUGCUACAGGCAGCUGAAAACACACCAGCUGCAUCGACAAUGUUUGCUUACCAUCAUCAUCAGCAACAGCAACAGCAACAACAACAUCACCAUUCCCAUUCCCAUGGCCAGUCUGCUGUUUCACAUCAUAUGUGGCCGCCCAUGGCUGUUCCUCAACUACCGCCACCGCCGCCAUCCUCGACACAUCUUCCCCCAACGACAAUAGCAGCUCCCACAAAUGCCACAAUAGAGAUGCACAUGAUGAAUACUCCAACGCCACCACAGCAACAUCCGCAAUCGCAGCAUGAAGAAGCGACAACAUUUCAACAACCAUUGCCACCAACCUUGGCACAUCAACAUCAUCAUCCCCACCAUCAUCAGCAUCAGCAACACCACCACCAUCAACAUCAAACGCCAACACAAUAUAGUAUACCUUUACCUCCUGGCCCUUCGUCAGUUUUGCAACACCAUCAUCAUUUGCAAGCGCAUCAGCAGCUACGAUUGUCAGGACAACAAUAUGAAGGUCAAACUACUGCUCAGCAGCAGUCACCAUCAUUAGCAGGUGGAAGUCAGCAACAAUCAUCUAAUACCCAACAGCAGCAGCAGCAUCAUCAUAAUCAGCAACAAUCUCAGCAACCAGCACAUCAGCAUGACUCGAGAGAUCAGGCAUUUUUGGGUACAUGUAAAUAUUAAACAAACACCAGACAGACAGACUGUAUAUAGAAAACAACAAAAACAACCAAACAAACAUGAUGAACAAAUUCUAUAUAACAAUGAUGAUAAGCAAACAUUGAAUUACUUAGUAGACAGUACGAUACACAAACAUUAACGCAACGAAUUUAUUUGCAAAAACUCUGUUGCUAAUAUUUGACAAAAAAAAUUAAAAAACAAAAAUCAUUAGGACAAAAACAACAAGCCGCAAGGUGAAAAUAAGAUGUAUACAGAUUUAGAUUUUUUAAAAAAGAUCUUUAUUAUAUGAAAUUAUAGAUAUUACAACCAACCACUACAACAAAAAGAGAGUAAUUAACAAAAAAAGAAAAGAAUGACUAAAUACAAUUUAAAGAAAAAUAAAGGUUUAAAUACUUAAUUGCACAUAUUAAUACAAACUCCCCCAAUAUUAAAAAUAAAUACAAUUAAAAAAAAAAAUAUGAAAAAAAUGCAAAAAAAAAAACAUUGGAAACAACAUAUAUAUUGUAUAGAUAUGCUAUUUUUUAUUUUAACGGAAACCCCCCUCCCUUUUUCUCUGUCCCAAUUACUAAUUAUGUAUGUAAAGGUUAUAAUUUAUAAAACAAAACCCGUUCUAAUUAAAACUAUAUAUAAUAAUUUAAUACGAAUACUAUUAAAAACAAAAAAAUAUGAUAAAGAAGAACAUACGCGCAACUGCAAGAUAUUCCUAACAAACGACAAAAAAAAAAAAAAAACAAAACAACAACAAAAUAAAAAUAUAAAAUCAAUU
Musca domestica (house fly) is the source of this 1576-nucleotide messenger RNA. RefSeq names its product polyadenylate-binding protein 1-B. The coding region runs from base 142 to 813 and encodes 223 amino acids. NCBI's taxonomy places the organism in Eukaryota, Metazoa, Arthropoda, Insecta, Diptera, Muscidae. The record is from RefSeq and is a predicted model, not a curated record. The transcript is spliced from 2 exons.